This is a messenger RNA of Ruditapes philippinarum (Manila clam), 1656 nucleotides long. RefSeq lists its product as uncharacterized. The record is from RefSeq and is a predicted model, not a curated record. The transcript is spliced from 6 exons. Gene Ontology annotation, cellular component: cytosol. Bases 177 to 866 code for a protein of 229 amino acids. NCBI's taxonomy places the organism in Eukaryota, Metazoa, Mollusca, Bivalvia, Venerida, Veneridae.
UGGUCACAUAAACCCGGAUGUGAGUUUAUGAUUGCAUCAAUAAAUGAAUCAUUUGGGAUAAUACGAGUAGUCAUGUGAAAUAAAACAUCCUAAAGUUUUAUUUAUCUUUAAAGGCAGUAUAACUCACCGGAGGAGAAGCCAUUGUUCAGGCAAAGUUGAAGAUAUUGUAGUAAAAGAUGCUGAAAUAUUCGACAUUAGUUUUCGUUGUGUACCUAUUGCAAAACAAUUUGGUGUCCGGAGAAUCGUUGUCAAGUUUCUUAUGGAAAAAGACACAAAAAUAUCAGACGGCUGCGCUGGAUUCAAACUACAUACAUGGAAUCCGUGAUGUCUCCUUGGACCCAACAGACUUUGGAGCUUACAAUUUACAAGAUGCUGUAUAUAUUUAUUGGUACAAAGUUAGCAUGGAUAUCAGUGCUAGCAGAACAAAUGAUACCACCCUGAAAGAGUUCUUGCAAAAGAAAUCUAAAAGUCAUGAACAGGAAUACAAAGAAGCAUUUAAGACAUGGCAUAUCAGUGACCCACCACGUGGAAUUGUCCUUGGGAGUGCCUGUCAGAACUAUGUCAAUCAUCUGAUCAACGUAUCGAAGACCAUGGAUGGAUUUUACCUCGUGGCUGCCCUUAUUCCGUGUUCAAGGCUUUGGCCUUGGCUUGGCAUACAAAUCAACUCAGAUUCCGGAAAGUUUGGUGUUUACAACAACUGGGUGCAGGUCAACUUAAACCAGUCUUAUGUCGGCUACACAACCUAUGAAAAGAUUAUCGAUGAUGCUUUUGCCCAAGGCAAGAUCAACAAAGAGAAAGCGCUGCAAGCUUACGAAGAAAGCAUGAAGGGAGAAGUGGACUUCUUCAACUCUGUAUCUAGACAUUAAAAGUAUGGUGUCGUCAAUGUUACUUUGAAAGAAGAAAGCAUCAACUUGUAAAUUAUGAAAUGCGGUGAACAAAUGACAACAUUGCCAGGACCUAUGUUAGCGUCAUUUUGAUAAUAACAUCCUUUUACACUUUUAUAUAGAGUUAUGUUUUCAAUUUUAUGCUGUUAGUUUUAACAUGUUAACUUAGUUUCACCAAUUGGUGAGUUUAUUUACUGUCAUUCUUUACCAUUUGUACUUUUUGCUUAAUUCUGUAUAUUCUAUAUUAUUAUCUUUGUACUUUUUAUUGCCAAUGCAUGUAUAUAUGAACUACUUUAUACAUUUUAUAUACUUAUCUCUAUGAUAUACAGUUUGGGACUGCAUAUGCAAAGAAUUUACAACAAUUGUUUGGAAUAUUUUGGAAGUGAUUUUUUGACAUGACUGCUUAUAUUGUUAAAUUUUUGUGUAUAAUUUAAUGUCUACGGAAAUGCUCCAAUCGGACUUGUUACUGCACAAAAACAAUGAUUUUUCAUUUCGAGUAUAUUUCUAUAUCAUUCUUAGCAGAUUUUUCCGUUUGAAAGUUAUUCGUUUCCGUGUUAAUCUGUGUAACGAAUUUUGAAUGUUAUGCUUGAGGCUCACGGACCUCAGUGGAUUUCCUAUAAUACUUGUCAAUGAAGAUAUGUUGUUAAUUCAAUGAAAACUUUGCUUGUAUAUAUCGUAUUCAAAAAGUUUCUGUUUUUUAAGCAUUAUAUUAUAUAAAGUUUGAAUCUGUACUAAUUAAUGUAUCAUUAAAAUUCUUAAAAAACAAACAAAA